GUACACAAGUAACGUAACAAAUUGACAAUGGUUGUUAUCCGUUUUAUUGUAAUAAGGACACUGAAGUGAUAAUUAUAAAAUCGUAGAAUGGUUGGACCUCUCUACUUUAUAGGUUGGUUGAAACUUCUAGCCAUGUUGGUGGAAUGCUUCAGACUCACACACAACAGUGGCAGACGAAUCAUUCCACCACGUUCUCAGGUUCUGACAGUCACUACCAGCCACUAGGGAAUAAUAUGGGUCGCACUCAUCCCUUCCUUCAAGCGACCUCUUCCUCUGGCUUGCCCUCUUCAGUGAAGAAAACAAUAAAUCUGAAACCAGUUCAAAGAAGAACCUGAACAGCCGAGGGAAAAUGGGUGCUCCUCGAAACUGGUUCAGUUCAGUAAGGAAAAGGUUUAUAAAAACAUCUCAUACAAAUAUCAACAUCCUCUACAGCCCGAGUCUCAGCGACCAAUCGAUCAUCACAGAGGCAGCUAGAGGAAAAAGUGCUAAUCUUGAAUGCAAGGAUUCAGCUCCAUCUUCAUCAAGACCAAUACCACCUCCAAGGAAACAGAUAACCAGAGAAGAUAGUGCAGCAACCAAAAUACAAGCUGUUUUUAGGGGUCAUCUUGCAAGAAGGGCAUACCGAGCAUUGAAAAGCCUGGUUAAGAUGCAAGCUUUGGUUCGUGGGGCAUACGUGAGGAAACAAGCACGGAUAGCCUUGCAUUGCAUGCACGCUCUAGUCCGGUUGCAGGUGAGGGUUCGAGCACAACAACUCCUGAUUAAGUCUAGAGAUGACUGACUAUUCAUCGCACCUCUGACCGUGUUUCACCACAAAUAAUCAAGUAUCUGCUUUCUAGCUAGUACAGUAGUACCUCACUUUGCUACCUAACACUAACAUUGUAAUUGGAGAGAGAGAUAUUCUUGCUUGCCAAUUGAAGGCUUAUCCAGUAUGUAACUUUCAAAGU
Messenger RNA from Rubroshorea leprosula, 944 nucleotides. NCBI's taxonomy places the organism in Eukaryota, Viridiplantae, Streptophyta, Magnoliopsida, Malvales, Dipterocarpaceae. The record is from the annotation of a GenBank genome assembly.